AUGCAGCCUGCAGGCAAUGGCAUUCAGCCCACGAAUACGACUGCCAUGGUUAUGACCGGCUCUUGGUCAGUUGACGACACAAAACCGACUGUCCAAGCGGCCUUCCGCAACAAGAUCCCCCAACGGUUCAAGACAAAUGGCAUCUUCGAGAUUGCGGCGGGUGAAGAGGGUCUUUUAGUUGACGUCAAAGGUGAAUGGGGUCGAGCUUUCUUCUAUCGAGGCCAAAUACAGAUUCCUGUUAUGGUUCCUAUGAAUCGUGUCAAAACAGGUGCUAAAUGGCUUCCAUUCCACGACAAGCUCGCUCGCACAGAACUAAUCAACCCGGACAUUAACCAGAACGUCCAACAGACUGGCGACACCGUUCUAAACAACUAUGUCCGGACGCUCUGGACCACUCUGCGCCAGAACACACACGCACUGAAAGCACUUAGUCUCUCAGAAAAAGAUGGUCGUGCUGUAUUCGGCAACAACUUCGUAAACAACGUGAACCUCAUUACGCAAGGGUUUACAGAUCGUUCAAGACAGCUCUUCUCUAAUGGCACAGCCACUCUCGACCAAAUCGCUCUACUCCCUCGAGUAACUCCAACUUGGCCAGCUUCAAGUGCCAGAUGCAUAUACAUUCGCUUGUAUCGACGACGGGAUGGCAGCAUUGUUUAUUAUGCUAUUUACGUCGGCCAGACUACCCAACAGGCCUGGUUGAGGAACGGACAGCACAACAGAGUAACUCACAGAAACUCACCUCACUAUAAUGUUGCACGACGAUCAGCACCAGAGGAUCGCCUGAUGAUUCCAAUCAUGGUUUGGGAUAGAAACCAGGCUGUUUCAGUCGAGGUUCUCAACAUGGCCGAGCAAACGGUGCUUCUUAUGUUCAACACUUACAACAACUGGGUACUAAGUAACGGAUUCCGCGCUUUCGGCAUUAGCAUCCAUAAUCAAGCCAUGCUUUUGAGAAGUGUCAGCGCCUCAGCCCGAUCGGCUACUAAUUGGCCUCUUUACGACGUUACGGGCACAAACACAAUCUCUCCCCUUUUCUAUCUCAAGGCAGGCCUACCUUUCCAUUGCUACCGCUUACCAGCUAAGGCUGGCCAGCGUGGUAUGACUACUUACAGGCAAGCCAGAGGCGUCGUCACUAAUCGUUCUGGUCACAACAGUUGCCAAUGGUUUAUGAUACACACGGAUGGAACCAUUGAACGAAUCCGCAUUACGGUUCCCCUAACCCUUUGCCGCCCAGAUCGUCCUAUGUAUGUUGUUUUCGAGAUCAUGGACGAUGGAAAGCCUCACGAGAUUCCAUAUCUUGGAUGCCCGUCAGCUGGGCCCUUUGAGGACUUUGCUGUUGCAAGCAGCCUAGCUGUAGCGUUUGAGUGGUUCGAUGGAUCAUCUAACAAUUGGCAGAAGGCCUACGUUUCAAUCAAGGACAUUCGCACUACAUUCACGCUCGAAAUCGAUAACCCAGACAUCAUGAAACCUCUUCGUCGUUGGCGGCACUGCAUGAAUAUUAUACAACUUUUGGAAGGUAUCGACUAUACUGGGCCCCUUAACGGGUUUGCACAAAGUCUUACCUUCAGAGCUCUUGAUGUUAAAGAGCUUGUUGUUGAUCACCUUACUCAAACAGUCACAUGGCGACUCCGACCACGACGAAGCAAACCUGCCCCCAAGAUUGCAUCAUUCGAUUAUAACGCCUGCCUUGUUAAGGCUGCAGUACGCGGGAUGGAGACAAAAGUUGGAAAUCCGCCCGAUCCAGAAUCUGAUUUCUGGUGUUCCACAGGCCAUGAUGCCCGGCUAGAAGUCCAAUGUGACUUCUGUCGUUAUAUGUUCAGCAGGAAUAACCCUCCGUACUCAUGCGAAAGAGAUCCUCGGUUCACUGAUAGAUGGGUCUGUAUCUAUCAUGUUGUGAAUACUGAAGAGCCAAUCGAAGGCCGAAAUGGAUUAGCAGUUAUCAUGGCUGCUGAGGAAGAAACUGAAACUCAAGAGGAAUUAUCUGGUAACGAGAAUGUCAUUACUGAUGACUCAGAAGGCGAGGAUUGA
Molecule: messenger RNA, 2025 nt
Organism: Fusarium graminearum PH-1
Lineage: Eukaryota; Fungi; Ascomycota; Sordariomycetes; Hypocreales; Nectriaceae
Exons: 3
Coding region: 1-2025 (674 amino acids)
Source: RefSeq, a predicted model, not a curated record